AUGGGCGACGCAGCGCUGGCCGAGUUCGGGGCAGCUGCCCCUUUCCUGCGCAAGUCAGAGCAAGAGCGGCUAGAGGCACAGACACGGCCCUUCGACCUGCGUGCUGACUGCUUCGUCCCUGAUGAGCGCCAUGAGUUCGUGCGGGGCCGCGUGGUGUCCCGUGAUGGUGCCACAGUCACUGUCCAGACCGAACACGGCCAGACUGUGACUGUGAAGGAGACCGAUGUCCACCAACAGAACCCGCCCAAAUUUGACAAGAUUGAGGACAUGGCUAUGCUCACGUUCCUGCAUGAGCCUGCCGUCCUCUACAACCUCAAGGAACGUUAUGCAGCCUGGAUGAUCUAUACCUACUCGGGGCUGUUCUGUGUCACGGUGAAUCCCUACAAGUGGUUACCCGUGUACAACUCUGAGGUGGUGGCUGCCUACCGGGGUAAGAAACGCAGCGAGGCCCCGCCCCACAUCUUCUCCAUCUCUGACAACGCCUACCAGAAUAUGCUCACGGAUCGGGAGAACCAGUCCAUCCUCAUCACCGGUGAAUCUGGGGCAGGCAAGACRGUGAACACCAAGCGUGUCAUCCAAUACUUUGCCAGCAUCGCUGCCAUUGGCGACCGCAAGAAGGAGGCAGCCAAUAGCAGCAAGGGCACCCUGGAAGACCAGAUCAUCCAGGCCAACCCAGCCCUGGAGGCCUUUGGCAACGCUAAGACCGUGCGCAAUGACAAUUCAUCCCGCUUUGGCAAGUUCAUCCGCAUUCACUUUGGGGCCACCGGGAAGCUGGCAUCAGCUGACAUUGAGACCUACCUCCUGGAGAAGUCCCGUGUCAUCUUCCAGCUCAAGGCUGAGAGGAACUACCAUAUCUUCUACCAGAUCCUCUCCAACAAGAAGCCUGAGCUGCUAGAGACAUUGCUUAUCACCAACAACCCCUACGACUACAGCUACGUCUCCCAAGGGGAGGUGACCGUGGCCUCCAUUGACGACUCAGAGGAGCUCAUGGCCACCGAUAGUGCUUUCGACGUGCUGGGCUUCACAGCAGAGGAGAAGGCUGGUGUCUACAAGCUGACAGGUGCCAUCAUGCACUUUGGCAACAUGAAAUUCAAGCAGAAGCAGCGGGAGGAGCAGGCGGAGCCUGAUGGAACUGAAGAUGCAGACAAGUCAGCCUACCUGAUGGGUCUCAACUCGGCGGAUCUCCUCAAGGGGCUCUGUCACCCACGGGUCAAGGUGGGCAACGAGUACGUCACCAAGGGACAAAAUGUCCAGCAGGUGUACUACUCCAUCGGGGCCCUGGCAAAGGCAGUCUAUGAGAAGAUGUUCAACUGGAUGGUGGUGAGGAUCAACAAUUCGCUGGAAACCAAGCAACCCCGGCAGUACUUCAUCGGUGUGCUGGACAUCGCCGGCUUCGAAAUCUUUGAUUUCAACAGCUUUGAGCAGCUCUGCAUCAACUUCACCAAUGAGAAGCUGCAGCAAUUCUUCAACCACCACAUGUUCGUGUUGGAGCAAGAAGAGUACAAGAAGGAGGGUAUCGAGUGGGAGUUCAUUGACUUUGGCAUGGACCUCCAGGCCUGCAUUGACCUCAUCGAGAAGCCUAUGGGCAUUAUGUCCAUCUUGGAGGAGGAGUGCAUGUUCCCCAAGGCCUCAGACAUGACCUUCAAGGCAAAGCUGUAUGACAACCAUCUGGGCAAGUCGGCCAACUUUGGCAAGCCCCGCAAUGUGAAGGGCAAGCCCGAGGCCCACUUCUCUCUGGUCCACUAUGCCGGCACAGUGGACUACAACAUUCUGGGCUGGUUGGAGAAGAACAAGGAUCCCCUUAAUGAGACAGUGGUGGGGCUCUACCAGAAGUCAUCUCUCAAGCUCCUGGCCAGUCUCUUCUCCAACUACGCCAGUACUGAUGCUGGCGGGGACAGCAGCAAGGGGAAGGGUGCUAAGAAGAAAGGCUCGUCCUUCCAGACUGUCUCAGCCCUUCACCGGGAAAAUCUCAACAAGCUGAUGGCCAACCUCAAGACCACUCACCCCCACUUUGUCCGGUGCCUCAUCCCCAAUGAGCGUAAAGCACCCGGUGUGAUGGACAACCCCUUGGUGAUGCACCAGCUCCGCUGCAAUGGGGUGCUUGAGGGCAUCCGCAUCUGCCGCAAGGGCUUCCCUAACCGUAUCCUCUAUGGGGACUUCCGCCAGCGCUAUCGCAUCCUGAAUCCUGCGGCCAUCCCGGAGGGGCAGUUCAUUGACAGCCGCAAGGGAGCUGAGAAGCUCCUGGGCUCCCUCGACAUUGAUCACAACCAGUACAAGUUCGGGCACACCAAGGUCUUCUUCAAGGCUGGACUGCUGGGCCACCUGGAGGAAAUGCGAGAUGAGCGCCUCUCCCGAAUCAUCACCCGUAUCCAGGCCCAAGCCCGAGGCCAGCUCAUGCGCAUCGAGUUCAAGAAGAUCCUGGAGCGCCGGGACGCACUGCUAGUGAUCCAGUGGAACAUUCGGGCCUUCAUGGGGGUAAAGAACUGGCCCUGGAUGAAGCUCUACUUCAAGAUCAAACCGCUGCUGAAAAGUGCUGAGACUGAGAAGGAGAUGCAGACAAUGAAGGAGGAGUUUGGACGCCUGAAGGAAGCCCUGGAGAAGUCAGAAACACGGCGGAAGGAGCUGGAGGAGAAAAUGGUCUCCAUGCUGCAGGAGAAAAACGACCUGCAGCUGCAAGUGCAGGCAGAGCAGGACAAUCUCAACGAUGCCGAGGAGCGUUGUGACCAACUGAUCAAGAACAAGAUCCAGCUGGAGGCCAAGGUGAAGGAGCUCACAGAACGCCUGGAGGAUGAGGAAGAGAUGAAUGCCGAGCUGACGGCCAAGAAGAGGAAGCUGGAGGAUGAGUGCUCAGAGCUCAAGAAGGACAUUGAUGACCUGGAGCUAACACUGGCCAAGGUGGAGAAGGAGAAGCACGCCACGGAGAACAAGGUGAAGAACCUCACAGAGGAGAUGGCUGGGCUGGACGAGAUCAUCGCCAAGCUCACGAAGGAGAAGAAGGCCCUGCAAGAGGCUCACCAGCAAGCACUGGACGACCUGCAGGUGGAAGAAGACAAGGUCAACACCUUGUCCAAGGCCAAAGUGAAGCUGGAGCAGCAGGCGGAUGACCUUGAAGGGUCCCUGGAGCAGGAGAAGAAGAUGCGGAUGGACCUGGAACGGGCCAAGCGCAAGCUGGAAGGUGACUUGAAGCUCACCCAGGAGAACAUCAUGGACCUGGAGAAUGACAAGCAGCAGCUGGAAGAGAAGCUCAAGAAGAAAGAUUUUGAGAUCAACCAGCAGAACAGCAAGAUUGAGGACGAACAAGCGCUGGCCUUGCAGCUCCAGAAGAAGCUUAAGGAGCUGCAGGCACGCAUCGAGGAGCUGGAGGAGGAGUUGGAGGCAGAACGCACAGGCAGGGCCAAAGUGGAGAAGCUGCGCUCAGAGCUCUCACGGGAGUUAGAAGAGAUCAGCGAGCGGCUGGAGGAGGCUGGUGGUGCCACCUCCGUGCAGAUGGAACUCAACAAGAAGCGGGAGGCUGAAUUCCAGAAGAUGCGUCGCGACCUGGAGGAGGCCACACUGCAGCAUGAGGCCACCGCGGCCGCUCUGCGCAAGAAGCAUGCAGACAGUGUGGCCGAGCUGGGCGAGCAGAUAGACAACCUGCAGCGUGUCAAGCAGAAGCUGGAGAAGGAAAAGAGUGAGCUCAAGCUGGAGCUGGACGACAUUGGCUCCGGGAUGGAACAGCUUGUUAAGGCCAAAGUGGGUAUGGAGAAGUUGUGCCGUACCCUGGAGGACCAGGUGUCUGAGCACCGGGCCAAGUUGGAGGAGAUGCAACGAACCCUCAACGACACCAGCACCCAGCGGGCCAAGCUCCAGACUGAGAAUGGAGAACUGUCCCGCCAGCUGGAGGAGAAGGAGGCCCUAAUUUCACAGCUCACACGGGGCAAGCAGUCCUACACUCAGCAGAUGGAGGACCUGAAACGGCAGUUGGAGGAAGAGGCCAAGGCGAAGAAUGCGUUAGCCCAUGCACUGCAAUCAGCCCGGCAUGACUGUGAUCUGCUGCGGGAGCAGUACGAGGAGGAGAUGGAGGCCAAAGCUGAGCUCCAGCGCUCCCUCUCCAAAGCCAACUCAGAGGUGGCCCAGUGGAGGACCAAGUAUGAAACAGAUGCCAUCCAGCGCACCGAGGAGCUGGAGGAGGCCAAGAAGAAGCUGGCACAGCGGCUGCAGGAGGCUGAGGAGGCAGUGGAGGCAGUGAAUGCCAAGUGCUCCUCAUUAGAGAAGACCAAGCACCGCCUACAGAGUGAGAUUGAGGACCUGAUGGUGGACCUCGAGCGCUCCAAUGCAGCUGCUGCUGCCCUGGACAAGAAGCAGAGGAACUUUGACAAGAUCCUGUCAGAGUGGAAGCAGAAGUUUGAGGAGUCACAGACAGAGCUGGAGGGCUCGCAGAAGGAGGCCCGUGCCCUUAGUACCGAGCUCUUCAAGCUCAAGAACGCCUAUGAGGAGGCUCUGGAGCACCUGGAGACCUUCAAGAGGGAGAACAAGAACCUCCAAGAGGAGAUCUCAGACCUGACAGAGCAGCUGGGUGCCAGCCACAAGACCAUCCACGAGCUGGAGAAGGUCCGGAAGCAGCUGGAUGCCGAGAAGUUGGACCUUCAAGCAGCUCUGGAGGAGGCUGAGGCCUCACUGGAACAUGAGGAGGGGAAGAUCCUGCGGGCCCAGCUGGAGUUCAACCAGGUCAAGGCAGACUACGAGCGCAAGUUGGCUGAGAAGGACGAGGAGAUGGAGCAGGCCAAGAGGAACCACCUGCGGGUGGUGGAUUCACUGCAGACCUCCCUGGACGCUGAGACGCGCAGCCGGAAUGAAGCACUGCGGCUCAAGAAGAAGAUGGAGGGUGACCUCAAUGAGAUGGAGAUCCAGCUGAGCCAUGCCAACCGCCUGGCUGCUGAGGCUCAGAAGCAAGUGAAGAUCUUGCAGGGUAACCUCAAGGACACCCAGCUGCAGCUGGACGACAUAGUGAGGGCCAAUGAGGACCUGAAGGAGAACAUUGCCAUCGUGGAGAGGCGGAACAACCUGCUGCAGGCAGAGCUGGAGGAACUGCGGGCUGUGGUGGAGCAGACGGAACGAGCCCGCAAAUUGGCUGAACAGGAGCUCAUUGAGGCCAGCGAGCGCGUCCAGCUCCUCCACUCACAGAACACCAGCCUCAUCAACCAGAAGAAGAAGAUGGAGGCAGACAUUGCCCAGCUGCAGACAGAGGUGGAGGAGGCUGUGCAGGAGUGCCACAAUGCUGAGGAGAAGGCCAAGAAGGCCAUCACUGAUGCAGCCAUGAUGGCAGAGGAGCUGAAGAAGGAGCAGGACACAAGUGCCCACCUGGAACGCAUGAAGAAGAACAUGGAGCAGACCAUUAAGGACCUGCAACUGCGACUGGAUGAGGCCGAGCAGCUGGCCCUCAAAGGUGGCAAGAAGCAACUGCAGAAGUUGGAGGCCCGUGUGCGGGAGCUGGAAAAUGAGCUUGAGGCUGAGCAGAAGCGCAAUGCUGAGAGCAUCAAAGGCCUGCGCAAGUCAGAGCGGCGUGUCAAGGAGCUCAGCUACCAGGCGGAGGAGGACCGCAAGAACCUGCUACGACUGCAGGACCUAGUGGACAAGCUGCAACUGAAGGUCAAGGCCUACAAGCGGCAGGCAGAGGAGGCGGAGGCACAGGCCGCUGCCAACCUAGCCAAGCUGCGCAAGGCGCAGCACGAGCUGGACGAGGCAGCGGAGCGCGCCGACAUGGCCGAAGCGCAGGCCAACAAGCUGCGUGCCCGGAGCCGCCAUGCUGGCCCGCAGAAAGACCUCGGCGAGGAGUGA
Messenger RNA from Nothoprocta perdicaria, 5817 nucleotides. Its product is annotated as myosin-6. The transcript is spliced from 39 exons. Gene Ontology annotation, molecular function: cytoskeletal motor activity; ATP binding; actin filament binding. The record is from RefSeq and is a predicted model, not a curated record. Lineage: Eukaryota; Metazoa; Chordata; Aves; Tinamiformes; Tinamidae. Gene Ontology annotation, cellular component: myosin complex. Bases 1 to 5817 code for a protein of 1938 amino acids.